UUUGUAUGUGACAGGCAUAGCUAACAAGAGAUGAAAGUGUAAUAAAUGUGAUUUUCCUACGUCAAUUUCAAUUCCAGUGCUGUUUCCCACAAAAAUAAUCAAUUUCCAGUGAGUUGUGAUCCAUUUGAGUAAUAAUUCAUCGAGCAGCAAUCUACAAAUUUCAAGCGACGUCACGACUGUUACCACUACUCAAGCAAAUCCUAUUCGUACCUAUCGAAUGAACGUCCUUGUCUGUCGCUCGCGCACCAUUUUGAACGCAGGCACAGAAGGGAACCGAAACCAGCAACACGGCCACCCCGCUACCUGUCAGGUACCAUCUUCUAACCAACAAACGAUGCGAAUAAUUUCCUCCAAGCCGCACCAGAACCAUCAAUCGCCGACCAAGUGAGGAGCUCGGAGUCAUUUUAUUCCAGUGAAAAGUGAAGAAGCAAAAAGGGGCGACCAACCAAGCCAAAUUCGUCUCCGGGCAGCAGCGAAAAAGUGCGGAGCGUGGACAAUUUUCGAGUGAGUGGAGUGGUCAAUUGCUUCUUGGUUCGAUUUAAACCGGAACAGUACAAACAAGCAAGUAUUUCUCAAAACAAUGAGUGGUGCCCGAGUGUAUGUCGGCGGACUUCCGUAUGAUGUCCGGGAGCGCGAUUUGGAACGUUUUUUCAAAGGCUACGGACGGAUUACCGAGAUUUUAAUCAAGAAAGGUUACGGGUUUGUUGAGUUCGAAGAUUACCGCGACGCGGACGAUGCCGUCUAUGAGAUGAAUGGUAAAAAGUUGUUGGGCGAGAGAGUAACCAUCGAACCGGCCCGGGGUACUGCCCGUGGUUCCGGAUCUCGCCGUGAACGGGAACGUCGUGGUGGACGCUCCCGCUUUGGGCCACCUUUACGCACCAAGCAUCGAUUGAUAGUGGAAAACUUAUCAUCCCGUAUCAGCUGGCAAGACCUGAAGGACUAUAUGCGCCAAGCCGGUGAAGUAACCUACGCCGAUGCCCACCGCGAUCGCAAGAACGAGGGCGUUGUUGAGUUUGCCACCGCUUCCGAGAUGAAGGCCGCCAUCAAGCAACUGGACGACACCGAACUGAACGGGCGUCGGAUCCGUUUACAAGAAGACCGUGGGGGACGCGGUGGCGGUCGUGGUGGAGGACGUAGUCGUUCUCGCUCUGACAGUCGGUCCCGAUCUCCCUCCAGACGCCGGUCUCGAUCGGCAUCUCGCUCCAGAUCCCGCUCCCGGUCCAAGAGCCGCUCUCAGUCCAAGAACGGGCGCAAAUCUCGUUCACAGAAGCGCGACCGUGAUGCUUCCCGUUCGCGAUCCCGCGACGCCGAUCACAAAUCAAAAUCCCGUUCCAAGAGCCGCGAUCGUAACGAUCGCCGCUCGCGUUCUCGCUCCAAGGUGGAAAAAUCCCGUUCCCGAUCGGCGAGCCGGUCCCGCUCCAAGGACAAGAAGCCGGAACGUUCCCAGAGCCGUGAUCGGGCUGAUCGUUCCCGGUCCCGUUCGGAGCACCGCUCUCGCUCCCGGUCAAAGUCCAAGGACGCGAGAUCGCGUUCCCGUUCGCGAUCAUACUCCCGCUCCAGAUCACGAUCACGUGACAGUCGCUCCCGCUCCCCAGACAACCGCGGCCGAUCCCGCUCCGCUUCGGCUGGUAACAACGAUCAAAGUAUGGAAGAUUGAAAGGAUGUACCGCGAUCGUAAGCUUUUAUUGAAUAAUGAUACCACACACAACUUACUGAACACACUGAUGUAUAACAAUAUUUUGAUUUAAAAUACACAUAACCAACUAAAAGAAAGGCAUGUUUUCUUUUACUCUGUACUGUAGGUUUGAGAUCCAAAUGAAAUAAGAAUAAAAAAAACUGUAAAAUCUA
Messenger RNA from Armigeres subalbatus, 1848 nucleotides. RefSeq names its product serine-arginine protein 55-like. Gene Ontology annotation, cellular component: nucleus; cytoplasm. Bases 581 to 1657 code for a protein of 358 amino acids. The record is from RefSeq and is a predicted model, not a curated record. The transcript is spliced from 2 exons. Gene Ontology annotation, molecular function: mRNA binding. NCBI's taxonomy places the organism in Eukaryota, Metazoa, Arthropoda, Insecta, Diptera, Culicidae.